AUAUCCUUUCACUUCGAACAACAAAAUUUCACUUUUGCCUUUUUCCCCGAAAAGCUGUCCCCAAUCUCUCUCAUCUUUCUCUCUCAUAUCAAUCCUUAUUUUCUCUCUCCUAAAUCAAGAUUUUGGGCUUGACCUAGCCAUUGGAUCGAAGGAUAAUAGGAUAGUCCUUUGCUGAUUAAAAUCGUCGAAAUUGGAAUCAACAAGUGUUAUUGCUUGUUAGUAUCAGUUUCUGUUAACAAAGACUUGGUGGAUAAUUAAGCAGAGUAAAGAGUUAUGUUGAUGUUGUUCUGAUGAAAUUGGGGGAGUUCUGUUAUAUUCAAGAUAAUAAAGUAAUUGCUAGCAAUGGGUGCUCGCUAUCUAGCAAUUUCGGCGGCAUGUACUGUGGUCAGCAUGAUAGGUCUGCAGUGCUGGACAGAAAUAUCGCUCGAAAAAUUCAAGGUGGAUGGACUUAUUGGCAGCGAUACCCUUUACUCAGAGAAUGCUAGUCAUAUAAUCGAGCUCCUGUUGCGUUCUCAUGCCACCAUUACGUUGCUGGCACUAUGUUUGAUCAAUGCAUUUGUGCUAUUUAUUUUGAGUAUUAAGACUAUAUUUUUUGGAGAACUAUAUGCCCCUGAAACACGAAAGUUAGUGGAAAGGCUGGUCAAUUAUGUUAUCUACAAGGGAACAUUUCUUCCAUUAAUCAUUCCUCCAGCAAUAAUUCAAGCCACCCUGUGGAUGACAUGGUUGACCGUCCUUUGUUUCCUGAAGAUGUUUCAAGCUUUGGCAAGAGAUCGUCUUGAACGUUUGAAUGCAUCUCCUUCUGCUACACUUUGGACAUAUUUCCGUGUAUAUUCAGCACUAUUGCUAGUUUUGGCCUUUGACUGUCUAUGGAUAUGGUUUUGUGCGGCUGUAUCUGGACCUCUGGUUUCGUCCACUUAUUGGUUGUUAUUCUUUGAGCCCCUCAGCAUAGCUUUUGAGACACUGCAGGCUAUUGUGGUACAUGGAUUUCAGCUAAUGGAUAUUUGGCUCCACCAUUCUGCUGCAGAGACUUCUGAUUCCCAAAGAUCAAAGUUUUUUGAUACAACUGCAGGUUCUUUGUGGGAAUGGAAAAGCAAUGUUGUUCGAAAUAUGGGGUUUUUCCUCGAUAUGAUGACACUUUUAAUGGCCCUUGGUCAUUAUGUGCUAAUUUGGUGGCUCCAUGGCAUGACAUUCCAUCUUGUAGAUGCAAUCCUUUUCCUGAACAUUCGUGCUUUACUAAGUGCAGUUGUAAAGCGUAUUAAAGGAUUUGUCAAAUUAAAGAUAGCUUUAGGUGCACUUCACGAGGCACUUCCUGAUGCGACAACAAAGGAAAUACAAGCAUAUGAUGAUGAAUGUGCCAUCUGUAGGGAACCAAUGGCAAAGGCUAAAAGGCUUCCUUGCAAUCACCUUUUCCAUCUUGCUUGUUUGAGAUCUUGGUUGGAUCAAGGACUUAAUGAGGUCUAUUCAUGUCCUACCUGUCGGAAACCCCUUUUUGUUGGAAGAUCUGAAAGUGAGGCAAGCUCUCAUACUAGAGUAGUUUCAAGUGAUGAGCAGCUUGCUCGUCAACUAAGCUCAGGAGUUGAUCUGGUGAAUGCUGGAGGUGGAGGAGUUUUCCCUAACCAAAACCAAAAUUCUCCGGAAGUUAAUACUUGGAGAGGAGCAGGAGCAGAUUCAAGUUGGUUACAGCCUUGGCCAAGUCAGGGUCUUGAUGGAGCUGGCCCAUCAACUGCCAUUAGGUCUGCUGGGUUGGGGAGGGUCCAGAUGAUGAUGCGACACCUUGCUUCUGUUGGAGAAAACUAUGCCCAGACUGCUCUUGAAGAUACUUCGUGGAGCCUUUGGCCAACAAACUCUUCUCAAGCAACAACAUCCAGUACAGCAUUUCCCCCUGCUGCACACAGAUACCCUGCAACAACUGUUACUGCACAUAGGAGGACUGCCUCCCGUCCUGCUAACGACAGCAUUGCAAACUUACUUGCCAUGGCAGAAACUGUAAGGGAGGUGCUUCCUCACAUCCCUGAUGAAAUGAUUUUCCAGGACCUGCAACAAACAAACUCUGUCGCUGUGACUGUUAAUAACCUUCUUCAGAUGUGAUAUUGGAUAUUAUUCUGCACAAUAAGCCUUCCUGGUCCACAAAUGUUUUGGGGACUGUGUGAUGACACAAGGCAAUGGAAACUCGAGACUUUUCUGAGUAUGUUGAAACUGCUGUCUGUCCUGCCGGAUUCUGUACAUAGUGGCACAUAUUACCAAUGACAAUGUCACCUAGGAGUAUUGGUAAUGAGAACAUUGUAAAAGCAUCCUGUAUAUUCCCUUAUAACAGUCUUUAUUAUCGCACAUAAACCAAAUAGAAAGUGAUUUUGAUUUUGGUCUCGCAACAAAGAGAUUCCAGAUGCAUCUGUGGAACUGUGGCAGUUUUGUAAUGAGUAUGUAUAUUCUCAUUGUAGUUGUACAUGCAGAAUUUCUCUUGAAGAUGUAACAGGCUAGUUUUUUUAUUCUUAAUAUAUACUUCAAAUAUGUUGUAUCUUGUAUUUGAUCACUUCAUAGUUGCUGCAUGUAUGGUGCACCUGGUGGCUGUCGGUCCACAAUCUUCUUGCAAUACAGUGGUAUUUUUUUUAUAAUGUACCAUCACCUUACAUCU
Molecule: messenger RNA, 2632 nt
Organism: Chenopodium quinoa (quinoa)
Lineage: Eukaryota; Viridiplantae; Streptophyta; Magnoliopsida; Caryophyllales; Amaranthaceae
Product: E3 ubiquitin protein ligase RIN2-like
Exons: 13
Coding region: 343-2088 (581 amino acids)
Biological process (GO): protein ubiquitination; positive regulation of plant-type hypersensitive response; ubiquitin-dependent protein catabolic process
Cellular component (GO): plasma membrane; ubiquitin ligase complex; cytosol
Molecular function (GO): zinc ion binding; ubiquitin protein ligase activity; ubiquitin binding
Source: RefSeq, a predicted model, not a curated record